AUGGUCAAGAACAAGGACCUGAAGGAUAACGAGAUUUCUCAUAUUGAGGACUUCACAUUCGUGGACGCUUGCAAGCUAACCAGACUGUUUCUCCACCACAAUCCGUUGAGUACCAUUGAGAAGUUUGGAUUAGCUGGCACUAGAAUUGAGCUGCUCGAUGUCACGGAGACAUCCCUUGCAUCUCUUCCUAAAUACGGCGUCGAAAAUCUUGAAGAGUUGAGAGCAGCGGGAGUGCGUACGCUCAAAUCUAUUCCAUCCAAAUCCCACCUCCCCUACCUCCGGAAACUUUCCGUCUUCUACCAGAGUCAGUGCUGUGCCUACAGAGACGCAACCUAUCUGACAAGAUUUGGAUUUCUACCAACAUGCGGUCCGACAGAGCCGUCGGAGGUCGACGCAUACGAUGUGAUCAAAAAGCAGCGGAGCGAAACGGCUCAACAGUCCGGACACUGUACGGAAGACCCGCCAUGCGAAAUCCCUGUAAAGCGGGGCUAUUUUCCUCGUUGUCUGGAUUCAGACAAUGGUCAGGUGUUGCUGGGACAUUUCAUUCCCCCCUGCUCCGAUUUCGAAAAUUCGUCAGCGACGCCGCCUCUCGUGCUUCUUCCGACUCUCGACGGGAUGCAAACGACGACGAACCUGACGGCAACGUAUCCGUCCGCCUUGAAGACGGUCUGUUAUCCCCCACCGAACGAUUUCAACUCGUGCGAGGACGUCAUGGGCAAUUGGCUCCUCCGGAUUCUCGUCUGGCUCGUCGUCGUCGUCAACAUCUGCGGCAACUUGACGGUCGUCUCUGUGUUCUUGGUGAACCGCAAACGAUUCAACGCCGUCAAACUGAUUCUCUGCAAUAUGGCGUUCGCCGACUUGUGCAUGAGCGUCUACCUCAUAACGUUGGCAAUCGUUGACGCGAAGACGUACGGAGAAUACGUCGAUUACGCAAUCGAGUGGAAGACGAACGGCGGAUGCGAAGCGAUCGGCUUCGUUUCCGUCUUCUCGAGCAUCCUGUCGCUCUACAGUCUCACCGCACUGACGAUGGAGCGAUUCUAUACAAUCCAUUUUGCAAUGUACGGUCGCAAAUUGGGACUCAAACAAGCGGGCGUUAUUCUCGCAAUCGGUUGGGUUUACGCCUUGAUUAUGGCGACUCUCCCGCUCGUCGGGGUCUCCGACUACACGUUGACGGCGAUUUGUCUUCCAUUUGAUCUCGAAAACGGCGGACGGGCUUACAUCAUAUUCGGACUGAGCGUCCAUCUGUUGGCAUUCUGCAUCAUCGCUUGCGUGUAUGUCUUCAUCUUUUGCAGCAUCACCGAUCACGUGACGUUGACGGGCAAGGGCGACUCGACGGUUUUGUUCAAGAUGUCGCUUCUCGUCGCCGUCGACUUUUGCUGCUGGAUGCCGAUCAUAGUGACGGGUAUCAUAUCGGCGGCUACCGAUGAAGUAUCCGUGUCCCUCCUGGCGGCCAAAUACAUGAUGGUCUUUAUAUAUCCGCUCAACUCGUGCGCAAACCCAUUUCUCUACGCCAUCUUUACAAAACCGUUUAAACGCGAUUUCUUCGAGUUCUGGUACCGUUUCGGCUACUUCGAGGAUCAGUACUUUAAAUAUCUGCGUCCGACGUCCGUCCGACAUUCGACGCAGCGGCGCACGAUUCACAGUCAGAUGUCGCGCUCAUCCAUGAGCACGAAUAUCUCGUUGGUCGCCAUCGCGCCGAACGGUACGAACGCGGAGGCAAGCGUUGCGUCGCCCGACUGUGGAGCGUCGACGUCGCUGAACGUAACGGACGCGGCAAACGGCGGUUUCGACGUCGGAAGGAGCGUAGUCGAAAGGAAAAAGUCGGUGAACUUCGAGGAUCGUGCGUCGGAGGGUAACGAGGUAGAAAGAGUGGCGGAGAGACAGGAGGUGGUUGUCGAUGUGGAUUUUGGUAAACGCACGAGCGUUGAGCCGUUAGUCGACGCUCUCGACCGAUAGAAUCGAUUGCGGUGUCAGCGUUUAGCGCAGGCUACUAGUAAAUGUCAUUACGUUCUGUUGAGUUGAGUUUAGCGCACGCUGCUGGUGAAUGUCAAUAUCUUCUGUUGGUAGGACCAACUUAGAUUUGAGACAAAUUCGCAAAUGCAAUAGUGUUAGGAAAACAGUUGCGUAGACAUUGCAUGGUCAGUGUCAUUUCCGUAUUUUAUUAGUAGUCUUUGGCACUUUGCGUGGACACCUUUUUAGCUAUUGUGUACAUGUCCAUUAAUUAAUUGCUCUUCGUAUUAAAGUUUGUAUUUUGAGUGGACUGAGAAA
This is a messenger RNA of Corticium candelabrum, 2268 nucleotides long. Its product is annotated as lutropin-choriogonadotropic hormone receptor-like. Gene Ontology annotation, cellular component: plasma membrane. The record is from RefSeq and is a predicted model, not a curated record. NCBI's taxonomy places the organism in Eukaryota, Metazoa, Porifera, Homoscleromorpha, Homosclerophorida, Plakinidae. The transcript is spliced from 4 exons. Gene Ontology annotation, biological process: hormone-mediated signaling pathway; adenylate cyclase-activating G protein-coupled receptor signaling pathway; activation of adenylate cyclase activity. Bases 1 to 1956 code for a protein of 651 amino acids. Gene Ontology annotation, molecular function: protein-hormone receptor activity; G protein-coupled peptide receptor activity.